AUGCUGAGACCUGCAACUCCGCUGACGGUGGUGUUGCUGAUAUCAUUCGUUCUGCUCCUGCUCUCGACCCUCAGCAGCCCUGUGAUACCAAGCAUCCCUAUCGCCACAUACAAAGGUGUCCAUUUCGGUGUCUUUGGCUACUGUACACCCGACAGAGGCUGCAGCGGCAUCCGGGUAGGAUACACUAUUGAUUCCGUUUUCCAACCCCAAGACAACCCCGACUUCAACCUCUCUUCCGAUGCUCGACGCUCACUUUCCUCUCUUCUUGUCGUUCAUCCGGUUGCCGCUCUGCUCAAUCUGAUCGUUCUGGCUCUCGCCGCAGCAGCACACCUCCAUUCACCGUCCCACUCCGCCCGCUAUCUGCUAGGUGUACUCAUCCUCCUCCUCCCGACUCUUCUUGUCACCCUUCUGGCCUUCCUUGUCGAUAUCCUAUUGUUCGUCCCGCACCUUGCUUGGGGAGGAUGGAUCGUCCUCGGUUCCACGGUGCUCAUCACCGCCGCGGGUGUCAUAACUUGCGCUAUGAGACGGACUCUCGUUUCGCGGAAAGCUCGGAAGAAGAGAAUAGCGGAAAAUGCUGAGAUGAGUGGGGAGAACUUCUACAAUCGUCAAGCCGCUCAAGAUGCCAAAAUUACUGCAACAGUUCCGGCUUUCUCCCCUCUUGAAUCCAAGGCUCCGAUGGUGAACGGUGCUCCUGGAGGAGACAAUCUACCCGGGUUCGCAACCUAUGACUCCGCGGAGGAUCGCCAACCACUCAACCAAGGCCCGCCAAGCAUCGCACGUAGCACAAGCCGCGAUGAUGGCAGCUCCAGAUAUUACGGUCCGCCUCCACGUCGCUCGAACAGCGGUCCUCGUGACCAAUAUGGCAACCCCAUGCCACCUCCAGGCGGUCCUGGCACAAUUCCUCCCAUGCCGAUGAGAACACCCGAUAGCCGAAGAGUCCCUCCCCCGGGUGCUUACAGAGAUGGAAUGACUCCACCUAGAGGAGGAUACGGGCCUAGAGGCCGAGGUGGCUACCCGCCCCGGGGUCGUGGCGGCUACCCGCCGCGAGGGCCGCCUCCCGCGGGUUUUGGGCGUGGAGGAUACCCUGGUCGUGGAAGAGGCGGUUAUCCUCCUCCAGGUCCACCUCGAGGGCCGGAAGGUGCAAUGAUGGCAGGUGCUGUAGCCGGAGGAGCAGCCGGUGCGAUGGCUUCUCGUGGCAUGGGGCCACCUCCACCCAGCUAUGGGCCAGGACCUGGACCCGAUGAUGACGGCUCAGGGCCUUACCCACCGCCCGAUCGUGCUGCGGCGAUAUCGCCUUCCAUUUAUUCACAAGCACCCGAUGCUUUUGAACCCUAUGGGCGGAGAGCGCAGUCGCCCGGUCGGCGACCAUCGAAUGGUAGCAGAGGUCCGUCGCCCGCCGGAGGAAUGCGACAACCCUCGCCACCACCAGCUCUGCCAUCCAUUCCUCCAGCUCGUGUCGCUGAGAUGGAUGGCCAGAGCGGCCCUCCACAAGGGUACGUUCCUGCCAGAGCUGGCUGGAAUCAAGGCGCCCCCGCAGAGCUGCCGUCGUCAAGUAGCAACGUCGGAGGCUAUCGCGGAGGUGCUCCUCGACCAAAUAGAGUUAACUCAGGGGGUAGCGAUAUCUACUACGAAGACGUGGAUCCACGAUUUGCCGGAGAAGCGGACCCUAUGCCGCCAUUGCCGGCGGAGCAGGGAGGGAUUCCAGCUGCUCUGACGGCCGGACCUCAGCAACAACGGGGCUACCAUGAUGAAAGCCCUGAUUCACUUCAGAUCGCGCCGCCACCCUUGACGAAUUCAUACGAGGAUCUGCCGGGCGCGAGGUCGCCUGCUGAAUCCGAGACAAGCAACUUUACAUCAGUAUCGCAAAGAGGUGUUAACCCGAACUGGAGACCUGGAUUUGGUGGAGACUUCAAUUCCCUGGGACCUGCGAGACGACAGUCUAACACGCAAGCACGAAUCUUGGAUGCCAAUCCAGAUUUCGGCGUGCCAGGUAUAGGUCCAGCAGGCAGGCGGCCGCCGCCGCGCGGAAGAGGUGGCUUCGUUCCUGGUGGAGUCAGUGGCAGAAUGCCGCCUCCAGGCGCUGCUCUACCACCAAGUGCAGAUGGACCUUACCCAAGAGGGGCCCCAGUAAUUCCCGAUGGCGCGGUAAGAGAUAUUUGA
Cyphellophora europaea CBS 101466 is the source of this 2160-nucleotide messenger RNA. RefSeq lists its product as uncharacterized. Gene Ontology annotation, cellular component: cell division site; plasma membrane; growing cell tip. The coding region runs from base 1 to 2160 and encodes 719 amino acids. The record is from RefSeq and is a predicted model, not a curated record. The transcript has 3 exons. NCBI's taxonomy places the organism in Eukaryota, Fungi, Ascomycota, Eurotiomycetes, Chaetothyriales, Cyphellophoraceae.